Molecule: messenger RNA, 2078 nt
Organism: Oryza sativa Japonica Group (Japanese rice)
Lineage: Eukaryota; Viridiplantae; Streptophyta; Magnoliopsida; Poales; Poaceae
Source: RefSeq, a predicted model, not a curated record
CAGGAAAAUGAGUAAAUGACUCGGACAUUUCGAACUCGGUCAGUGCAAGACAGAAAAAUGAGUAAAUGACUCGGACGUUUCGAACGUUUUGACCAUGAUAGGAUAAUCUGGGUAACACAUGAAACUUAACUUAGGCAAUUUAACAAGAAGCAAACUAAAAAACGGGCUAUGCAAGCAUACUUUCUACACGAGCAAGCUAGUUGAAGAUAGAGCUAAACAAGCAUGCAAAAAUCACAACUAGCACAUGUUAGAAAACGGUAAAAGUGAGAAAAGGAGGCACCCAUUUAAGUAUUUACCUAAGUUUGGAUCCAAUCAUUCCUAUCCGUCUCCGUUGACAGUCACCCCAAUCAUCACAGUUUAUCCCCUCUCUCGUGCUUCAAAAAAAAAAAAGAAAAAAAGAAAUAAAGAAAAAAAAAGUGACCGCCGGUCUUCUCCCCCGCCUCGCCGCCGCGCGCACGCAGCCGCCGGCGAACUGGCCCCGGAGGCGCCUCUUCCUUCCCAACCCCGCCCUAGCCCUUCUCCCCUGCUCGGCCUCCUCGCGCGCACGGCCGGUCGCUGGGUUUGGAGCCAGCCAGGGGGGCCGAUGCUGCCGCCUGCCGCCUCCUCGUUCGCAUCGAUUCCAAGCUUGUAGGUAGCACUUCUAAACAGUAAGGAGAUUUUGAGCUUCCCAUAGGAAGGGCAUUUUAUAAACUGGGCAGCAGACAUGUCAGGCAUCGAUGGUAACAAACCACCUUCAGAGGUUUUGAUUGAUGAGAAUGAUGACUGGGUGAUAGUCAAGAAGCAGCGAAUCACCAUCCUGAUCCCUCCACCAUCACCUGCAGCUGCAAGUCUUCAGGAUGAUAUGCAAAAAAUAAGUUCUGAACAAGCUUGUAUAGCCAAAAAGAGCAUGGAAAACUGUGAUGCUGCAAGAAAGAAGCAUCCAAAGCAGAUGACAACCAACAAAGCUCAGGAGCCACUUCUAGAGGGCAUCAAAGUUUCUGCCAACAUCAAGAAAGCUCAAGAAAUUGCUACAUCUUCUCACCAUCCUGUUGCCCCUGUUGUUAAAGCAAACCAUGCUUCCAUCCAAGGACUGUUUCAUGAGAAUAUUGAGAAAGCAGGAAAUUCGUUUGGAAACAUUUAUAAGGAAGAGCUGCCAGUUAUUUCUUCCCAAGUUACGAAUAGGAUAAUGCGAGCACGACUUCUCGAGAGACGGGUUGCUGGAUUUGGUGGGCUGAAGAAUUGGCUUUUCACUUGUGGUUUCGGAUGGUUCGUCGACAUACUGGACAGUGAAAAGCUGGGGAUGUAUCAGAUAGUUUCCCUUACAAUGAACCAGCUAAAAGAUAUGGGUCUUGAUGCUGUAGGUCCACGGAGGAAAUUGAUCCAUGCCAUUGAGUGUGUUUCCCAGCCCAACGAAUUUGAGAUGUUUUCUUGAUCUCAAGCGUCUAAUCAGUUCAUUAUAAACCACUGCUACUAUAUUUGAGAGGAAUGCCUGCAGUAGUCAGAGUUCAGGAUCUAUUUUGACCUGGCUGAAAAUGACACCAGUUCUGGGGGUUUUGGAAGUAGAAAAUUAGAAGCAACAGACAGUUCGACCUAUAUUAGAAAAUGCUUAUGAGAUGAUCCCUGUAAAAAUAUUUUGCAUCUGAGAUGUUCAGUUGCACUACUAUUUUGCAUGAGAGUUCUUUAAUGGAAUUGCUAACUUCAUGCGACAGAAAUUAAGGGGGAUUUCUAUCGAAUUUUGGACCGCUAGAUCCGUGCUAAAAUUCGUGCCAACCUCCUCCAUCUUAGGUGAAUCGAGGCAGCUCUGGGGAGGUGGCAGUGGCCCUGAACAGUUAGGGUUUUGGGCUGCGGUCAAGGUGGGAGGGGGAUGGGGAAGGGGGAAGAGAGAUGUUUUCUCAUGGUUUAGAGGGAUGGCCGUGGGCGGCGAAGGUCUGGUAGUGUGUGGUGGACUCGUUGGCCGGUGGAGGGUGGACCUCCAGCAGGGUGCAAUGGACUUGGGCGGCUGGCGGAGGAACGCUGUUCGUGCCAACUGGCUUGCCGGUGAGGCACCGAGGCCAGGCAGCGGCGUGCUGGAGGAGGCGAGCGUGGCGCUUGUGCGUGCG